Molecule: messenger RNA, 494 nt
Organism: Exserohilum turcica Et28A
Lineage: Eukaryota; Fungi; Ascomycota; Dothideomycetes; Pleosporales; Pleosporaceae
Exons: 2
Coding region: 84-464 (126 amino acids)
Source: RefSeq, a predicted model, not a curated record
GUGUUUUUCAUAGCAGAACACGAGCAACCAGCAGCGACAUCGCCAUCUCACUAGCAAAAGUCCCAAGAGUACUAGAACCAAGCAUGUUUCGCAACACCGUGAUCAAGUCUCCAAGGCACCUUUGCCUUCGCGCCACUCCAGCCCGGCCUUUCUCGCUAUCGGCCUCAAAACGCGUGGAGCAGUACCCGAAAGACCUGAGCACCAACUCAAAGACCAAGACGGACCAGUACGAGGGCGAUUCACCGCAUGCAGUGCAGGACAAGGUGGAGCGUGGCGAUACCCAUAAUGUGCAGGAGAGCAAUGCCAAGGCAGGCAUGGACAGCGCACAUAAAGAAGGGAGGGGAGGACACGCUACGGAGCAUCAGGACUCUGCUGGGGGAAAAGAGACGGCUAAGAAGGAGUUUCCUGAAGCACCGGAUCCAGCCAUUGGCAUGCAGGACGAGAGGGGCGGACGUGGUGCUUAGAUGUUUGGUGCUGAGACUGCAAUGGGAACU